AUGAGACAGCUCGCUGAAGGAGGACACAUCAGCCCCAGACAAAAGACACCUGAUGCUGGGACUCAGUCGUCAUCGAAUGUUGAAAUGCCUUGUGGGAAGGAGGGCACAAACACCCCUGUAUGCCUCCCCCUGCUCUCUGAGAGCAAAAGGCUGUUAUGGGUGCACUCCAACCAGAUUGUCCUGCCGGCAGAUUUGGUCGCAGAGCUGGACAAAGCCUUCGAUAGGUUUCCUUAUCUGACACGUAAACAGAACGCUUUGCUGGCCCAGCGCUGCUCCCUGCACCCAGACCAGGUGAAAGUGUGGUUCAUGGCUCAGAGGCUCCAGUAUGGUAUCAGCUGGGACGUUAAAGACAUCUGUGAUGUCAGGAACAAGUUUCGAUCCAGUGCCAAAGAUGCUGAAGAAAAUGGGGAAGUUCAGAACAAGAUGGAUGAAGAGGUGCAAGAAGACAAAAGAAAGGAAAAGAACCAGAAGGAAAAGGGAGGAGAAUCUGGUGAGGAGAAAGGAAGAGGGGAAAAGAGACCAAAAGAAGGAAGAAUGAUAGCUCGAAAUGUGAGAGCUAAUGAGCAACUGGAGAGAAAAACUAAGCAGGAGCAACCAAUGAAGAAAGAAAAGCCUAGAGAAACAGAGAAAGACAAACCCAGCACUCCAAAAAAGCGAAAGAGAGGGGCGGAGCCAGUUAAAGACAAAAAGAUGUGGGUGACGCAAGAUGACGGUGAGGGAGCUGCAACAGUGGAGGUGAAGACAGACGAAAGUGAGAAGGAGGGUCAAGCAUCCAUCGAGUCUGAGGAAGCAGCUCUCAACAAGAGAAAAGAGAAAGUUAAGAAGGAACAAAUGUUCAACCAAACAGAGACUGUCAACGCGAAUCCCACUUGUUUUCACAAACCUUCAACCCAAACGUUGACCACCAUUCUUCUGACUGAGAACCAGACAGAUCCGCAGCACGCAGCCGACACUCCCUCCACCUUCUCAGUUAUGACCCCUGUGAAUGACAGCUGUGAUGGAAAACCUGAAGCCUUGGCUGGUCCUCAGGAAGAUCUGCACACAGAGGCAGCAAACCUAUACAUUGUGGUCACAGACGUAGGCAAACAGAAGGAGCUCACCACAGUCGACAGCAGUCUUAUUGCUGCAGACGAUCCACCCACUCUGAUCAAACCGGAUGCAGACAGACACGCCGCUCCCACUGGAACCCGCUCCAAGACGCGGGCUCAGUUGGCGAUGAUGAAAAUGGCUUUCUUGCACUGUCAGUACCCGAACAGUGAGCAGUACAGCUGGUUGACGGGGGUGACUAAGAUCCCCCGGCAUGUUUUGGUUCAGUGGUACGGUGACAUGCGCUACUCCCUGAAAAGAGCAAAGCCUCGCUGGAUGACCAAGGAGCAAUACGAUCAGGCGCUGAGCAACAUCAGGCAUCAUCAGUACCUAAGCAUGCUGAGAAAGUCGACAGACAGGGCAAAUAACGCUUACGCCGCCUGGAUGACGAUGAUUAAGGAGGGGAAAGGGUGUAAUGGAAAAGAAAGUGAAGAAGCCUCAGCGUUAAAGACUGAAUCAACUGUUGACACAUAA
Nematolebias whitei (Rio pearlfish) is the source of this 1560-nucleotide messenger RNA. It is a transcript of the gene homezb, whose product is annotated as homeobox and leucine zipper encoding b. The transcript has a single exon. Gene Ontology annotation, cellular component: nucleus. The record is from RefSeq and is a predicted model, not a curated record. Lineage: Eukaryota; Metazoa; Chordata; Actinopteri; Cyprinodontiformes; Rivulidae. Gene Ontology annotation, molecular function: DNA binding; DNA-binding transcription factor activity, RNA polymerase II-specific. Gene Ontology annotation, biological process: regulation of transcription by RNA polymerase II. The coding region runs from base 1 to 1560 and encodes 519 amino acids.